AUGGCUCUGAAGGUGUUUGAUCGCGACAUGAAGAUCCUAGAUAUCAAGCCCCGUUUCCCAGGGUCAUGCCACGUCUCCGUUGUCUGGCGGCACACCCCGCUACGCAGCCGCCUUGAAACUGUCCUGAGACCUGGGGAAAUUGCGCUUGUAACCACAACCGGCUCGAAAGCCAUCACCUGGCCGUUGUACCGGCGUCUGCACGGCUUCCUCGGAGCGCUACCGAUCAACGACGACUUGCUCAUGGAGGAAAACAUUGAGGUGCAGCAAGUGCAUGAACUGCCAAUUUGUGCAGAGGUCAUUGCAUCAUGGGACGAUGGCGAUAUUCCUACUGAGGAGAGCAGUGUUUGUCAACUAAGCAUUACUCCGGAGCCUCCCACUGACAGCCAAACUCCAGAGCCUUCUACAGACAGCCCACAGCCUGAGGUAACAAAUGACCUGGGUGCCAGAGCAGGCAGCCGUUCUGCCAGCAGCAAGGCUAAGGAAGGAACAGGCCUGCGUCGACAAACUUCGAAGAACUCGUAAGCUUACACAAGCAAGCAGAACAACGAGCAGCGAAAGCUUCUAAAAAAUUGGCAAGCUUCACAAGACGUUCAUCAAGUUGCAAGCAGAAUCUAAUGACAUGCAGGCAAGCAUGAUUAGAAUGCUGGAGAAGUAUCUUGUACCAAAUGAUAAAUAAAAGGUGAUCAUGUAUA
Molecule: messenger RNA, 692 nt
Organism: Dermacentor andersoni
Lineage: Eukaryota; Metazoa; Arthropoda; Arachnida; Ixodida; Ixodidae
Source: RefSeq, a predicted model, not a curated record